This is a messenger RNA of Haliotis rufescens (red abalone), 5435 nucleotides long. RefSeq names its product histidine--tRNA ligase, cytoplasmic-like. Bases 1550 to 3151 code for a protein of 533 amino acids. Gene Ontology annotation, molecular function: histidine-tRNA ligase activity; ATP binding. NCBI's taxonomy places the organism in Eukaryota, Metazoa, Mollusca, Gastropoda, Lepetellida, Haliotidae. The transcript has 14 exons. The record is from RefSeq and is a predicted model, not a curated record. Gene Ontology annotation, cellular component: mitochondrion; cytoplasm. Gene Ontology annotation, biological process: mitochondrial translation; histidyl-tRNA aminoacylation.
ACACUUGACCUCACUGAGGUAAAGUAUUGACAGGUUUUCAGUCUCGGGUCCCAUGCGAUACCGGCAUGGACGGAAAAACAGCUGAUUCCUGCUGAUGCAACACUAGAGAAAUGUACAGUGAUAUAGCUGUAGGAAGCGGCAUGUUAGUUUAAUACCAGCACAGCACAGUAACCGGCCAUAGGAAACAGCACUGUAGGACUUUGUGGGAGAGCUGUGACAAUCCUGUUCGCAUUGGACAAAGUUGUUAUUCAAGAGCAUUUGACGGGGAAGAAGAAAACGAAGUAUUGCGGUUCUGGAGGAGAGUUGAUGAGGAUGUACUGACAGUUAUAAGCAUAUAUGGAUUUCUGUGUGGCAUAUAUACAGAUGUAAAUCGGUUGGAGGAUAGCUGUGAUAUAUACAAAUUUGUCAUAUGAUAUAUGGAUGAAACAGAAGCUAUUCAAAAGAUACAUGAUAUAUAAACUUGGAUUAUAUAAAAUACUUACCAGGAAGUAUGACAAUUGUGUUUGGAGGAAUAUAAACAAGGAACAAGCACUCUCGUCUGCUGUGAUUUUCAAUGAUUUUGGAUUGAUGUGAUUUUUUAUUUUCUACAAAACAAGUUGCAACGGUUUUGAUUUUGGAAAAAAACUAAUUCCUUUGUGAGUUAUGAUGUAUGGGAUUACAGCAGUUGUAGGUGUUGUUCAGGGUGUGACGGUGCGGUCAAGGUGUCGGUCAUCUCAAAUACCCACGCCACGACAACUGUGUUGUACAAGUAUUCUAGUAUGUACUCAGAGUAAUUUUGCUGCAUUAAUAUUACAGUCAAGUCAGGCAUUGUGACUUGUUCAUGCAAGGAAUCCGAGCAGAUAGCUCUUAUGCUGUUCAACUUGAGUAGGUGCUUGUUAAGAACAUGAAGAAAGGAUAGAUUUCAUUUUCAGAUCUCUAAAAAUUAUUUCUUGUGAAUAUUUCUCAUAAUUAUUUGUGAUAUUCGUAUGAAACAGUAUCCUGUGAAAAUAUGUGAACAUUUUUGUGGUAAGAAAAAGAUAUUGUAGAAGAUACGAAAUUUGCUAAGAUUUCAUUCAAGAUAAAGCUAGAAAGAUCUCAUCGUACAAUGGGAAGAUAAGAGAGUUGAAAAGAUCUCAUCUGCUCAUAGAAGAUUAGAAAGAACAAAUCUCUAAGAAGAUAAGAUCUCAUAGAAGAUAAGAAAGUUGAAAAGAUUUCAUCUGCUCAUAGAAGAUUAGAAAGAACAAAUCUCUUAGAAGAUAAGAUCUCAUAGAAGAUAAGAAAGUUGAUAAGAUCUCAUCUGUUCAUAGAUGAUUAGAAAGAACAAAUCUCUUAGAAGAUAAGAUCUCAUUGAAGAUAAGAAAGUUGAUAAGAUCUCAUCUGCUCAUAGACGAUUAGAAAGAACAAAUCUCUUAGAAGAUAAGAUCUCAUAGAAGGUAGGAAAGUUGACAAGACCUCACAGAAGAUAAGAAAGUUGCAGAGAUCUCACAGAAGGCUGCAACAGCUCCUAAGAGUCUAGAAGUAUCACGGUGGGAUAAUAAGGUCCUGUGGUUGAGAUAAUCCAAGCAGAAAGAUGUCAUCGGAUCAGCCCAACAUGUUUCUGGAUGGGAGUAAGGGUGUGGUGCUUGUUGGACGUACUCGGGAACAGUUUGAAAUCUACAAGCAGAUCCAGGAAAUAGGUGAAGGAAUUGCUGACCUGAAAGCCCAGAAACCACCAGGUUAUAAGAAACAGAUAGGAGAAGAAGUUGCCAAAUUAUUAGAAUUAAAAGCACAGCUUGGUGAUGAUGGCCCCAAAAAGUUUGUUCUCAAAACCGCCAAGGGCACCCGGGACUACAGCCCCCAGCAGAUGGCCAUCAGGGAAGGAGUCUUCAACAAAAUCAUCAAAACUUUCAAGCGCCACGGAGCCGAGACCAUAGACACACCAGUAUUUGAACUAAAGGAAACACUGACAGGGAAAUAUGGUGAAGACUCCAAACUUAUAUAUGACCUGGCAGACCAAGGGGGAGAACUCUUGUCUCUCCGCUAUGACCUCACUGUGCCUUUUGCACGCUAUUUAGCCAUGAACAAAAUUUCCAACAUCAAACGCUACCACAUUGCCAAAGUGUACCGCCGCGACAACCCGGCCAUGACAAGAGGGAGGUACCGGGAGUUCUACCAGUGUGAUUUUGAUAUUGCGGGCCAAUACGACGGUAUGAUACCAGAUGCUGAGUGUAUAAAAAUUGUAGUGGAAAUCCUGGAAUCACUAGAAUUGGGAGACUUUGUAGUCAAGGUAAAUCAUCGGAAGCUGCUAGACGGAAUGUUUGCGGCGUGCGGUGUCCCAGAUGACAAGUUCCGAACAAUCUGCUCAGCUGUAGAUAAACUAGAUAAGACCUUCUGGGAUGACGUGAGAGCGGAGAUGAUUGAUGAGAAGGGUCUGGAUGCAGCAGCAGCGGACAAGAUAGGAGGCUACGUCAGAUGCUCAGGUGGCAUUGACAAGAUCAAUGAGCUGCUGAAGGACGAGGCCCUGAAGAGUCAGAAGCUGGCAGUGCAGGGCCUGGAGGACCUGAAGCUCCUCUUGCAGUACUGUGACCUGUUCGGGAUCUCUCACAGGGUUCAGUUUGACCUGUCGUUGGCCCGAGGCUUGGACUACUACACAGGGGUCAUCUACGAGGGAGUCCUCAAAGGUCACACCCACAAGCCCGGAGCACAAGGGGAGGAGAACCCGGGGGUGGGGAGCGUGGCUGGAGGGGGGCGCUAUGACGGCCUCGUGGGCAUGUUUGACCCCAAGGGCAAGAUGGUGCCGUGUGUUGGUGUGAGCAUCGGCAUUGAGAGACUCUUCUCUAUAAUGGAGGCCAAGGCACUGGCCUCGGAGCAGAAGAUCCGGACGACUGAGACCGAGGUGUUUGUGAUAUCAGCACAGAAGAACCUGCUGGAGGAGAGGCUGAAGCUGUGCCAGGAACUGUGGUCUGCCGACAUCAAGACGGAGAGCUCGUACAAGAAGAACCCGAAGGCCUUAGACCAGUUCCAGUACUGUGAGACCAACAACAUCCCUCUAGCCAUCAUCAUCGGGCAGUCAGAGAUCGAGGCUGGCAUCAUCAAACUCAGGGUCGUGGCAACCAGGAAAGAGAGGGAUGUACCACGAGGAAGCAUGGCCGAGGAAAUCCAGAAAGAACUGAAGGAAAUCAACUCCAGUUGAAGGCUAGGCUCACUCUAUCAAUAUAAGAUGUAAAAUUGUUUAGGAUGUAAAGUCUACCACAUCUCGUGAUAAGCUUGUCAUGAAAGCUUUGAUUAUGCAUAUUCUUACAAUCUCUUUGUUAAGGACUGUGAAAGGCAUCGAUAUUGAUUAAUUGAUAUACGAGACAUUUGUUUCUAUGUUUCGUGAUGACGAUGUUCAUCUAUCACAUAUGAAGAGAACCAUGUGAUCGGCUUCACGUUGUGUAUAAAUAUCACGUUCAAUGUGAAAUUUGUGAAAAUGUUGGACUACUAUUUAUUUCAUCUUUGUGUAUGUACCUUAAAAGUCUGACCCGACAACAAAAUUUAACUUGUCUACCGUAUUCACCGUAUUAAGCACCCUGCUCCAAUAGGUGUCCCCAGCCAACUUAUAGACCAUUCUGAAAGUUACCUUCAUAAGCCCUCUAUUUAAAGUCCGAAAAUGUACUUGCCCAUCCAUAUUUUCCUCAGUCCAUUUGGCUCCAAAUGAAAACGAUGAAUUGCAAAGUAACUCAAAAUCUGGAAUAGUCUAUUAAAUGUCCAUACGGUACACGGCCAUGAAUACCCUGUACCCAACAAUAUCUGCUGUUUGUUAAAAAUAUUUCCCAUAACUGGAAAAACUUGUGUGUGUGUGUCGACAUUUUGAACGGUAGGAGGAACGAACGUGCCACACAGUGGUAUUGGGAAUGACAGCAUAAGAGGGGUCAUCUCAAGAUCAUUGUAUUUGCAAUCUGACUCGCUCAUGUCCCAGCCCUCAUUGUCAGAACUGCUUGUGUCACUGCUGAUGGUCAGAACUCUAUGUGGGUCUGUUGCUUCCUUUAAGGUGUUUAGAUGUCGGGGCCUUGCUGUCUUGGUCCUGCAUACUGUGAUAUGGUGCAUUGUCCACGAUAAUAAGGGACUUGGCAGGCAAAGAGGGACCAAUAUAUUUUUCACCCUCUCCAGAAAUACCUUGCCGUUUAUUUCUGUGAGGAAGUCUCUGUUGGCCUUGGCUCAAAAGAUGAGGUCACAGCCAGCAUGGAGAAUGAGAAAGUCUUUCACCUUUUCCCAUUGGUAACUUUCUCCCAGACUCCGUACUAUCCCCAAUGGGUACCCAAUGACUGCUGGCUGUGUGAGAGGUAUUUACCCACGUCUCCAUCUAGGAAAACACUCUUAUAUCCUUCUUCACGUUUUUGCUUGAUUCGAAGAUAAUGAUUUCGGAGACGAAGGAUGUCAGAUCGUUCACAUGACACAGCCCUAUUUUCCCCACUUAUCUUUCUGUAUCUUAUCCAAAUGUAUGCAAAGUUGCCAUAGCUUGUAUUUUGUAAGAAUUAAAUCAUGUUCAGUUUCAAGGUAUUUCUUCACGAGUCUUAGUGACAUGUACUUAUUUUCUGAAUGCAGUUAAACAAUUGCACAUCUGGCUUGAAUUUUCUUCAAACUGUCUAAUUUAUCAACCCUACAUGGUUUUGAUAUGUUCCCCACCUGCUUCACCAGAUUCCUCGAGUCCCGUUGACGGACAACAUUUUCUAGCUUGUUAGGAGAGAUACCAAGAGCUUUAGAAGCUCAUUUCAAGUAUUUAUAAUGGCAUAAAAUGGUUUUCCUCUUUCUGCUGCACAUUGAAAGAAGUCAUUCACCUUAAAAAUCAACUGUUUCACAUCCGCUGAGUAGCGCAUCUUGUCAGUCAACAAUGACGUAUACUAUGUAGCAUGUGCUGUGCAUGUCUGCACUGUUCUUCCUACCAUUGUGCCCCCUCCAUUCAAGAUGUCAACUUGUACACAUAACACCAUGAUAGUUUCUUAAACAACCUUUUUCUAGUGGUGGAAAUAAAAUAACAGCAGAUAUUGUUGGGUACAGGGUAUUCAUUGCGGAGUACCAUAUUGAUAUUAAUAGACUAUUCCCGUUUUUGAGUUAUUCUGCUAUUCAUUGUUCUCACUUAGAGCCAAACGGACUGUUUUUGUAGUGUGUAUUUUCAGAAAUGGAAUAUUACUGUGUAGUAACUAUUAUCAAGAAUGUUUCAUUGAUGUUUGAACGGAGUUGAUGCCUUCCGCUCAAUCUCUGACAACAAAUUUAACUUUGUGUGUAUGGUGUCAAGAAGCACCCUCUUUGUCAAUUCUCUAGGCCCCCAGGGCACUCAUUAUGGCGAGUACGGUAUGAAAAAUUACCUAGUCAUAGCUGGUUACAAUUAAAUCAUGUUUUUUGCUAGACUAACAAAAAUAACAUUGAGAUGAUGCACCUUGAAAGCCAUAUGGUUUUGCAUAAAUGAUCAUGUAAAAUAAACUGACCUAUGAACACAA